Cuculus canorus (common cuckoo) is the source of this 9128-nucleotide messenger RNA. It is a transcript of the gene OTOGL, whose product is annotated as otogelin like. The record is from RefSeq and is a predicted model, not a curated record. The transcript is spliced from 54 exons. NCBI's taxonomy places the organism in Eukaryota, Metazoa, Chordata, Aves, Cuculiformes, Cuculidae. Gene Ontology annotation, molecular function: alpha-L-arabinofuranosidase activity; protein binding. Gene Ontology annotation, cellular component: extracellular matrix. Bases 1 to 8190 code for a protein of 2729 amino acids. Gene Ontology annotation, biological process: L-arabinose metabolic process.
AUGGAGCAGCCUGCACAGAGGCAGGUGACUGUGACUGUCAGUUAUUUCAGGCUCAAGGAAGCAGGUGCCAAAUUGUACCCAACACCGGUAAAGAUCAAGAUGGGAUUUGCAAAUCAUGGGGACAGUAUCAUUUUGAAACAUUCGAUGGCAUCUACUAUUACUUCCCAGGAAAUUGCUCCUAUAUUUUUGCGAAAGACUGCAAUUCUCCAGAACCCCAGUACACUGUUUGGAUUAAUGUUGCCUCAGACAGUUGGAAAUGCUUUCUUUGAGAGACUGGCCGACUAUAUUCUGGUGAAGACUACCUUUGGUUUUUCUCUUGCUUGGGAUGGAAACUCUGGUAUUUAUAUUAAGCUGACAGAAGAACAUAAGGGAAAACUUUGUGGCCUCUGUGGAAAUUUUAAUGGCGAUAAAUCUGAUGACCUGAUACUGCAAAAUAUAGGUGAAUAUACAGAAGACAUUGCUGAAUUUGCAAAUAGCUGGGCUGUGCAAACCUCAGAUGACAUAGCUUGUGUACCUACUGCCUCAGAUUUUUCCAGUCCUUGCUCAGCUGAUGCAGAAUCCACUGAGGACAUAUUCUUCAAGUGCCAAAUAUUCCUACAGUUUCCUUUCCUCAGCUGUCAUGAAAGCAUAGAUCCAUAUUCUUACAUUUCUAGCUGUAUAAAUGAUCUUUGCAGAGUGGAUGAUGAUGAAACAUACUGCAGGGCAGUGACAGAGUACGCUAGAGCAUGCUCUCACGCUGGAUCCCCGGUGCGGGACUGGAGGGAUGACUUUCCUGCCUGUACUGAAAAAUGUGAAGACAGCUUUGUACACCGUGACUGUAUCAGUUGUUGUCCACCAACCUGCACAUUUGAAAAAGAUUGUCUUGGCAGUAACCUACACUGCUUAGAUGGUUGUUAUUGUCCAGAUGGUCUCAUUAUGGAAAAUGGAACUUGUAUCUCUGUGUCAAAUUGCCCUUGUGUUUAUCAUGGAACUGCUUUCCCUGUAGGCUCAAAAAUUGAACAAGAAUGUAGUAACUGCAUUUGUACUGGUGGCAUUUGGAACUGCACUGACCAUGAUUGCCCAGCUGAGUGCUCCAUCACAAGUAGCUCUCAUUUCACAACAUUCGAUGGCCGUCAUUUUACUUUUCUGGGGAUUUGCCAGUACAUUUUGGUAAAAGGCACUGGGAAAAACAAAUUCACUAUCACUUUACAGAAAGCACCUUGUGGACAGAACUUUGACCAUGCCUGCAUUGAGUCUAUAACACUAGUUCUUGAAGAUGAUGUGAACAAACAAGUAACUCUCACAAGAUAUGGUCAAGUACAAACUGGUCCUAACCAGGGUUUUAACCUUAAUGGGGCUAUUGAAAUUCAGAAUGUAUCUUCUUUGUUCGUUCUACUGAAAACUAGUUUUGGGUUGAAGAUACUCUUUGCAAAAGAUGGAGAGAGAAUCUAUGUUCAACUUAAUGUUGGCUGGAAGAGAAGAACAUUGGGACUAUGUGGAACAUACAAUGGGAAUUUAAGAGAUGAUUUUCUUUCUCCAGCAGGUAUGAUAGAAGGGACACCACAACUUCAUGCCAAUGCAUGGAAGGUUUCCUCAGCUUGUUCUAUACCUAUCAAUAUUCCUGUAGUUGAUCCCUGCAACGUCAAUCAGCAAAAUGUUGGGUAUGCAUCUCACUGUGAUAUCAUCAAUCAAGAAGUUUUUGCUCCUUGCCAUGCCUACAUCAGUCCAGGAUUAUACUACCAGCUCUGCCGUUUUGAUGCGUGCAAAUGUGGAAGCAGCUGUUUGUGUAACGCUUUGGCACACUACGCUUAUGUUUGUGGCAAGCAUGGGGUCAUUGUUGACUUCAGAUCUCAUAUUUCUUACUGUGCUGUGAUGUGUCACAGUGGUAUGCUUUAUCAUCAGUGCUCUUCUUUUUGUAAACACUCCUGUGCUUCACUUUCUAUGGCAAAUAUCUGUGGUGAUGACUGUGCAGAAGGAUGUAAUUGUCCCGAUGGGAACUAUUUUGAAGAGUCGGUCAACUUUUGUGUAUCAAUAUCUGCUUGUCAUUGUCAUUACAAGGGCAAAGUCCUCCAGCCUGGAGAAAGCUUUCCUACACCAGUAGGCUCCUGUCAGUGCUUGAAUGGAACAGUGAAAUGUAUUGAAGCCUCUACAGAAAAUACAGUUCACAUAUGCCCUGAAGGAAAAAUCUACUAUGACUGCAGAUCUCCUGUGCCUGGAUUACCAGCAGCAGGUGUGAAUUGUGGGAUCUCCUGUGCAAACCUUGCCAUGAACUUCUCCUGCGUCCCUUCACCACCCUGUGCAAGUGGCUGCAUUUGUCCCCCUGGGAUGGCUGAGCAUAAAGGGAAAUGUUAUAUUCCUGACAGUUGUCCAUGCACCUGGAAAGACAGAGAAUUUCUGUCAGGAGAAGUGAUAGCUACACCAUGUUACACCUGCGUUUGUCGGAGAGGGAUAUUCAAUUGCACCAGCUACCCUUGUCCUGCUGUCUGCACUAUUUAUGGAGAUCGACAUUAUUAUACCUUUGAUGGAUUGGAAUAUGAUUAUGUCAGUGACUGCCAGGUGUACCUGCUAAAGAGCACAGAUAAUUCAAGUAUGUCUAUAAUUGCUCAGAACAAAAAGUGCUUUGACAAUGAUAUUGUUUGCUCGAAGAAUGUUUUCAUCACAGUUGGAGACACUGAGAUUUAUUUUAGUGAACCUUCUGAGAAGCAGAAGACCUUAACGGGACAGGAAAACAAAUCUAACUACCAGCUUUGGAAGGCUGGAUAUUAUACUGUGAUACGCUUUCCAGAACAGGACAUUACAAUUCUGUGGGAUAAGAAGACAAUGAUGCACGUUGAAGUUGGACCUCGAUGGAAGGGUAAACUGUCAGGUUUGUGUGGAAAUUUUGAUAAGUACACCUCAAACGAUCUGACUACAUCAAACAACAUGGAGGUGAGAAAUGCACAGGUGUUUGGAGACAGCUGGGUGUUAGGACAGUGCAAGAGCCCAAAUGAAACCCUAAGACCAUGUGAGGUACAUCAGAAAACCUUCCCUUAUGCCAAAAAGGAAUGCUCCAUUUUAUAUAGUGACGUUUUUGCACCUUGUCGCAAUGUGAUUGAUGUGACCUCUUUUGUCAAAAACUGUCACACAGACACGUGCAACUGCAAUCUGGGUGGGGACUGCGAGUGCUUAUGUACCAGUAUUGCAGCUUAUGCCCACAAGUGCUGCCAGCAAGGAGUAGUGAUUCACUGGCGAUCUCCUUCCCUCUGUGCUUAUGACUGUGAACAUUACAAUCGAGGUCUUGGUGAAGGACCCUAUAUUUUGGCAAAUUAUGGACAGAAUGACACAAUUAUAGGAGCCAAUGUUUCCAGCAGACAGAUAUUUCCCCUGCCUAGAACUGGAGCAUAUGGAAAUAUAUUUUUCAGUUUCAUGAUAACUCCAGGUCUUUUCAAAGAUAAAGAUUUAUCUCUCUCUCUUGUUUCCCUUGAAUCUGCUGAAAGACCAAACUACUUUCUCUAUGUACAUGACAAUGAAACCGUUGGGUUGAAACACUGGCAGGCAAGUGCCUCCUUUAGAAGAAGAGCCACCUUCUUCCAUCACCAGGGCCUCUGGAUUCCGGGGCUUAGUGCCUUUGAACUGCACAGUAAAAAAGGCUUCUUCAUCAUUCUCACCUCAUCUGCUGUUAAAGUGGCAAAGUACGAUGGCUCAGAAGAAUUCAAACAUUUAAGUAGCUUUAGUAUUGAAGAACUCAGUGCUUCUGUGCCAUAUAGAAGGAUGUGUGAAUGGCGAUAUGAAUCUUGUGCUAAUCCUUGUGUUAAAACAUGUAGUGACCCUGAAGGAACAGCAUGUAAAUUUCUUCCUCUGGUUGAAGGAUGCUUGCCAUACUGUCCCAAAAACAUGAUCCUUGAUGAGAUCACACUUAAAUGUGUUUAUCCAGAAGACUGCAUACCUGUGACACCUACAGAAUCAGCAAUUGGAAAAAAACCUUCACUGUUAAUCUCUCACAUGGGUGCUGCUAUGGACAAAUUUCCUCAGACACCUCCUUUAUUUGUCACUUUGGGGACGGAGUCAACUCAUACUGGUGGGACAGACAAAGUAACCAUGAAGGCAAACACAACGUUAAGGGGAAUGAAUGCAUCUGCACAGUCCCCUACAGACUUAUAUUCAUUGGAAGCAUCUAACGCAGCCACCUAUUCAACGUUUUCAUUACCAAGUACAGUGGAGCCUCCUGAUGCACUUCACAGCACAUCCAGCCCUACUGUCCUUUCCAAACUCAUCUCUUCAACAGAUCUUCCAGCUGCUCUUCAAGCCUCAGCAGUCACAUCACGUACUCUCAGUUCUACUGCAUCUAUAACUUUACCCAUUACAAUAGCAACUCCAACAGCCCUGCUCAGUGCAAGUCCUAGUCCAACACGUUCUGCAUUAUUAACACCCAUUUCUGUAGUGGUAGUUCCAUUUCCACUUGAAACAUCAACCACUCAGCUAGGAACUCUUUCUCCUACUUCAGCUUUAACAACUUUAACCUCCAAGCCAUCUUUUGUCACUUCUGAGCUGCCUGCAGGGAUUGGGAAGAGUAGGAAUCCUUCAGUAAGUCAUUCUAAGGGAGCAGCAGUAUUCUCUGAAGUGUCUUUGUCUUCUUUGCUGGCUGGCAGAGCAACUUUCACAAGACCUGUAUUUUUCCUAGGAAAACAGAGUUCUUCAGUAAGUUCUUCAGAAGAAGAUGGAACAGUAUCAGCCAUAUCAGCUGGACUCAUCACUCAAUCUACUACACCAAUGAUCAUGAACACAAGAGUGAAUGCUACAUCCUUAAAAGCACCUUAUAUUUUUGCCAAAAUACCACCUAGCUCUUCAGGAAGUUCAUUAAUUGCUUCUGACACUACUGUAGCCUCUAGGAUUACUACAGAAACCACUGAUUCUUCUGUUGCCGAUCUGGAGUUUUAUACAGCUGCAGCUUCAGUUCCUAACACCACAGAAACACCCACACAUGUGUCGCUCAAAUCUUUAUUUACAUCUGCAGUAACUCAAGCUUCACAGAGCACUAAAGAAACUCCGAAAAUUAUAAUCAUGAAAACAAGUGGUACUACGAGUCCAUUAUCACAGACAAAGAGUACCACAUUUACAGCUUCAGAAGUUAAACAUGCAACCUUAUUUGAAAGGACUGUGGAUAUUUUAGAAAGCACUCAGCCUUCACAUGAACAAAGAAACAUUACCAAGACCAAGUCAACCACAGUAAAAAAUCUCUCUCUUUCUGGAGUCCCGCAUGUAACAACAUCAGAUUGGUCCAAAGUCCCAGUGCAGAAAACAAUUAAACCUUAUUUCAAUUUAACAGAACCCACAGAGCUGCAGACCAGAAAUCUAACCAAUUUAUCCCAUUCUAGUGGUGGAAUGGCUCUGCCUUCCUCUUCAGAGCCUGUGGAAACACAAACUUCUCUAGCAAGUACAGAAACGAUGACAGCUAUGGCUGACAAGGCUUUCUUUGGUACAAUGACUUAUACACUGAUGUCUACAGCUUCCGAAUGUGUGCCAAAAUACCUUGAACCUGUUGACAAAUGUAGCCAGUAUGUAUGUGUUAAUACGGGUUGGAUGUUAUACAACCUUUCAAGGAACUGCCCUAAGGAUGUGCAGAAGCCAGAUUGUGGUUUUCGAGGAAUGCCAGUUCAAGUGAACACUGACAGUUGUUGCCCAGAAUGGGAAUGUCCCUGUCAAUGCUCGGUACUGUCUGAACUGAGUGUUAUUACAUUCGAUGGAAAUAACAUAGCCCUCUGUAAUAUGGCUUCCUACAUUUUAGUCAAGUUACCAGGAGAAAAUAUUGUUGCUCACAUUGAGAAAUGUCCUGCUAAUCAGAGUGCAAAUUCAAUAAGAAAACCAGUUCCCCCUGCAAGCACUUCAGGGCUCUGUUUUAAGAAAUUAAAUGUAACUACACACACAUAUAAAUUACUUAUCGAUCGUUUAGCAAGAAAAGUAAUAGUGGAUUCUGUAAUUCAAUCAUUACCAUUUUCUAAAGAAGGACUGAAUAUUCAGGAUACUGGUGCAAUGUAUGUCAUUAGUACUCCAGCUGGUAUUAGCAUCAAGUGGGCUCACGUUACAGGCAUCAUAGAUAUACAGUAUGGACCAUACUCUAACACAUCGAUGAAGACAGAAGGACUCUGUGGGGUGUGUAAUGGAGAUCCUACUGAUGACCUCAAAAUGCAAAACAGAACCAUAAUUAAAAAUUUGGAGGAAAUUGAAGUGUUCAUUAAGAGCUGGGAAAUUGAGAAAUCACUUGAUGUAACAACUAGGAGGCCUGUAAGGAACUGUACUGAAAAUAACUGCUCAUACUGUAUGGAACUAUUAAACAGAAGCACUUUCACCCCUUGUCACAAGAAAGUUUCACCACAGGAGUUUUGUGAGAAGAUGUGGAUAAACAGUACUUAUUUUUGGAAUUAUGAGUGUGAUGCACUUUCUGCAUAUGUGGCUUUAUGCAACAAGCACAACAUCUGCAUUAAAUGGAGGACACCUAAUUACUGUUCACUGAGUUGUCCUGAGGGCAAGGAAUACCAGCCUUGUGUGCAACCCUGUGAAGCCAAGACAUGCUUGAAUAAAUGGUUCUAUGAAGAUUCUCCCUGUUCUUAUUUAAGGGAAGACUGUGUUUGUAAAAACGGCACUAUUCUGCAUAGAACAGACACUGAUCUUUGUAUACCAGAAGAAAAAUGCACGUGUACAGAUAACAAAGGACAACCUCGCUCUGCUGGGGAGAUCUGGAAUGGAUCCACGAAAGGCUGCUGUAUGUACAACUGUUCAGAAAAUGGAAGCAUUGUCACUGUAGAACCUGAAUGCGAUGAGGAUCCACCAUUAAUCUGUGAAAGAGAAGGGGAAGUUAUUGUCCAUGUCAUUGAAGAGAGAGCUUGCUGUCCAAAGAAAGUUUGUGAAUGUAACAUGUCAUUGUGUGACACCAUUACUCCAAUAUGCAAAGCCAAUGAAAAAUUAGUGGUAGGCUACCACCCCCUGUCCUGCUGUCCACAGUACCGAUGUGAAUGUGACCCUUCAGUUUGUUUCAAUGCUACCGAGCUGGACUGCAGAGAAGAUCAAUUUAUUGUUGAAGCAAAACAAGAAGAUCCUUGUUGUUUCUCUUACCUCUGUGUUUGUGAAUCCUGUAUUGAGCCUGUUCCCUUGUGUAAUGAAGGGGAAAUUCUCACUGUAGACCUUAAUACUAUACAAUACUGUUGUCCUCAUUACUACUGCGUUUGUGAUGAAAAUCUUUGUUCUGAGCCUCCUAUGAACUGCACAGAUGACACAACACUUGUGAAGGAAAAAAUACCUGGGCAGUGUUGUCCAGAAUGGCACUGUGAAUGUAGCUGUGAAAACACUACUGUUCCCAUCUGUAAAUUGGGAGAAGUUAAAAAAAUAGACAGUAGCGUCUCCAGUGCUUGUGGCUGUACUCACUAUAUUUGUGAGAAGGAUGAGGUGUGCAUCUUCCAAGAGUUCACAGUACUGAAUCCUGGACAGUCAGUAAUUCAGUACUUGGAUGGAGACCUUUGUUACACUGUACAGUGUUUACAAGAAAAAGAUGAGAACACAGGAUAUAAUGCCAUGUACUUUACAAUGGUGAACUGUUCCCAGCAAUGUGAAGCUCAUCAAAUAUACAUUCCUCCUUCCAGUCACCAUACUUGUUGUGGGACCUGUCAAAAUGUGUCCUGCUCUUUUCAUACUGAGAAUGGAACACUAAUUGUGUAUGAGGAAGGAAGCACCUGGAGCUCCAACUGCACCAACUACAAGUGUGCAAAAAGUCCUGCAGGGGCUAUUAUAGUGGGAUCAAGUGUUUCCUGCCCCCCUUUUAAUGACACUGAGUGUACAAAGAAUGGAGGCAUUGUGCAGAUGUAUAACGAUGGCUGCUGCAAGACCUGUUCUGGAUUGGGUCUAUUACCCUUUGCCAUUAGUCCAGUAGUGCCUACCAAUAGUAUUAAUUGUGAACCAGGCAAAAAGGAAGAAAGGAUUUGCCAGAAAAUGACAAUCAGGACAACCAUAAGAAAAAAUGAUUGUAUAAGUCAAAGCCCGAUAAAUGUGGCUUCUUGUGAUGGAAAAUGCCCAUCUGCAACAAUUUUCAAUGUCAAUAUUGAUAGCCAUUUAAGAUUUUGUAAAUGUUGCCGAGAAAUCGGAACACGUAAUCUCACCAUACCACUGCGCUGCUCAGGAAAUGGCACUGAAAUUAUGUAUGUCUUUCAAGAGCCUGUAGACUGCUCAUGCCAAUGGAACUGAACAUUACUGUGGAUAUGAUUUAAUCUGAAGAAUUAAAAUUAGUUUUCUUUCACCCGACUCUGUUUUUUUACCUUGGACGGCUACAGUACUCUGCAGGGGGAAAAAAAUAAAAUAGCCUCAGUUAUGCUUUAUAAUGUAACUUUUGCAAAUUUAGUAAAGAUUAUGUCAUUUAUUGUUCUUCAGAAUUUCUUUUUAAAUAUUGGCAUGUUUAAAAAGUAAAAUAUAAACCCUUUUGAACAAGGUAUAAUUUAGCCUUCAUUUAUUUCUACUUACUGGUUUUCUGCUAAGCUGUUGAAAGCUGGUUAAUGUCUGUGUUUCCACUGUUAUAAAAUUUUGGAUUGUGGCUACCUAUCAAACUUCAGAAUUUCUCAGUGUUCCUCUUGCCUUUAUUUAAAAACUUCCAGUUAAGAACUAUCACUGCUCCCGUUUCAUCGGAAAGAAGCACAUUAGGGUUUUGAGAACAGAUGAAUUAAUUUAUUAAAAAAAAUAGUGGGUUCAAAUGAAACAUUUUUUAUCUUGCUGAAAAGUCUGUCUUUUGUCCAUUAAACUGUUGUCAAGGAAUGGACUCUGAUUACACUAUAAGUCAUUGAGAAACACCACAACUGAGGUCUGUAUGUACCUGUAGUAAAUCUCCAGAGCAUACAGUAGAAUCAUAAUAAUGUCUUUGAACUUUUGUCAUUUAUUUAUUUUUGAUCUAUGAUUCUAUGAUUUAUUUUAAAUAUAUAUUAUAAAUAUGAAGCAUGAUUAGGAAAAGGCUUAAGAGUUCAAGCUAUUUGUGCCUUUAUUAAAAAUACCUAGAGCUGUUUCUGAUAUGAAAGAUUCUAUUUUAUAUCCAUUUUUCAGUUUUCACAAAUAAGAAAAUGGUUGUUUUCUAGCUGUAGAGUAAGUCUCCAUAUUUAUUAAAAAAUCAAGAUACUGCAUAUUUUAACUAUUCAUAA